AUGCCACGAAAAGUCAGAAAAAGGUUGAACCAACCGAAAGGAGUUGAUUUGAGGGGCCGAUCUACAAAAAGAUCUGAUUCUGCAAAUAUGUCGUCUGCUUCAAUGGCACCAUCUUCUGCAUCACAGAAAAAAAGACAGUCUUCACAGAAAAAAAAAAUUGUGAUUUUACAGAACAUUUGUAUUAGGCCUCCAGUAAUCAUACCUUCUGUGAAUGAUGAGAAGCAGCCAGUAGGAGAAAAAGAUAAUAACUCCGUAAUAAGCAGGAUGCUUAAUCCCUCUCAAAGUGUAGUGGAAGCUGGAUCCUCAGUUUCAGAAAUCACCACUUCCUUAGCACCUGCAUUCCCAUUAAAACGGAAAAUCUCAAGUGAUUCAGAGGAUGAACCACCUCAAACGGUCACUGUGGAGGUUAUAAUUCAUAACAACGCUGAUACUCAGAUUGACCGAAACUUACAGAGAAGUAUCUCAAAUACACCAAUCCCUACAAACGAAAAUCCAAAUAACAUUACUGUUCAACCUAUACCUCAGGAUAUUAUAGAAAUAGUUGUAGAGGAUAAUGAGGAGGUACUUUCCGAAUUAUCGGCAUCUUUGGUUGAAGACAUUCAAACUGAAUUUGCUGAUUUAAUCUUCAAUACCCAGAGAGAAGCAGCAAAUCAAGUGAAUGCUGCCAUAGUUAAUGCUCCGACCCGAGAGGAAAUACAACAAGAUAUAGAGAGAUUGCGUAAUAUUGGCAAUCACAGACCCACAUAUCUUAUGGCAAGCGAACGGAUUUUUGUGUCUUUAGAAGCAAACCUGAGGGAUUUGCCACGAGGACGAGCUCCCCCUGUAUAUGCUAUACGGGGAAAAAUGUACCAUCAUAUUUCUAAUGUUAAUAUUAAUGAACCUUUACAGCGUUAUGGACCUAUUUAUUUUCUAGAUCCAAAUGAAGCUGUUAAUAUUCGUUGUCAAAAUAAUAAUCAAGUCGUAGACAGGCGAUUAAUUGUCCCCUUAGAGCAAUUACUACGAAAUAUAAAUCCCUACGCCAGAGCGUACAUGCAUUUACACGAACGUUACAAUUUUGAAUUGCAAACAAUUGAAAGACUUCGAGAAGAAGCCAUUCAAAAUAAUUUAGAACCUCUGCCCUUACAGAUGCCCACUAUUACAUUAGAAUUAUUAAGUGUUCGAGGAAUGAACAGGCGGCAAUAUGAUUUGCCUAGGGUUGAAGAGGUAGCAGCUGUCUACAAUUUAUUACCAGAUACGCCAGCAACUCCUAAUAUGCGUAUUUAUAUACGGGAUGAACCCACUAGAUUUCAAAAUGUAUCGGAGGAAAGUGAACUUAAUGAUCCUUUGGUCUUUCCUCUACUGUUUCCUCAUGGAGAACCUGGAUGGUGUAUAGGAAUCCCCCACAGAAAUGAUAACCGCAAUAUAACAUUAUGCGAGUAUUAUGCCUAUCGUUUUGGAAUUAGGGAUAACGAUCACAGGUUUAAAUAUGGAGGCAGACUAACCCAGCAAUUCGUCGUCGCCGCAUAUAUCAAAAUUGAAAAUAACCGUCUUAAAUACAUAUUACGUAACCAAGAAAGGUUAAGAGCGACGGAAUAUGUUGGAUUGGCGGACUAUCUUCACCAUAGAGUUGAAGAAGGCAAUGAGAAUGAUGAAGCUGCAACGUUGGGUAGAAUGGUUAUUUUACCAUCAACAUUUAUAGGAUCACCCCGACAUCAGCAGCAAUUAUUUCAGGAUGCCAUGGCGGUAGUGAGUCGUUUUGGUAUACCUAGCCUUUUUAUUACUAUGACAACAAAUACUCAUUGGAAAGAAAUAGUAGAUAAUAUUCCUGCAGGUCACGCAGCGAAUGACCAUCCAUCUCUGAUGGAUAGAGUAUUCCAGUGUAAAGUAAAUGAAAUCAUAGACGAUAUGCUUAAAGAUCAAAUUUUUGGAAUACCUCUAGCUAACCUUUAUGUUAUAGAAUUCCAAAAAAGAGGUUUACCCCAUUGCCACAAUCUACUCAUUUUAAGGAACGAAGACAGGUUAUCAAAUCCUUACAGAAUAGACGCACUCAUUAGUGCAGAAAUACCAGAUCCACAAGUCGAACCAGACUUAUAUGAAAUAGUAACCUCCUUCAUGGUACAUGGGCCUUGCGGAGAAUUAAACCCACAGUCAGUCUGUAUGGUGAACGGUCAUUGUUCCAAAAAAUAUCCUAAAGAAUUCAGUGAACUGACAAUAAUAUCUGAUAAUGGUCAAGUCCUCUAUAAAAGACCAAACAACGGUAGGACUAUAACGGUUAGAGUUAAUAAUAGGAACUGUAUUUUAGACAAUCGCUGGAUAGUUCCUUAUAAUCCCUAUAUCCUACUAAAGUAUAAAUGCCAUAUUAAUACAGAGGCUUGCGCUACUACCCAAUGCGUUAAAUACCUUUAUAAAUAUUUUUUUAAAGGAGUAGAUAUGGCUUUGGUUCGGGUUAAUAUAGAAAAUCAAGCAAACUACAAUGAGGUGGAAAACUAUCUGAACGCACGAUAUAUGACUCCACCUGAGGCCUGUUGGCAUAUCAAUCAGUUUGCAUUACACAAAAAUACUCACACCAUUUACCGGCUCUGUGUACAUCUCCCCAGUAGACAAAUCGUUCGGUUUCAACCCGGAUUCGAAAUACAAGCCCUACAAAACAAUGAAAUUACACAGCUAACGGCAUGGUUUUUAUUAAAUCAAAAUGACAAUAAUGCUCGACAAUAUCUGUACACCGAUAUUCCGUACCAUUACGUUUGGAAUAAUAGAACCAAACGGUGGACCCGUCGGCAAAGAGGUGCAGAUAAAAUUGUAACAAGAAUGUACUCCGUGAGUAUACGUAAUCAGGAAUUGUAUUAUUUACGUUUGUUACUAUUACAUGUUCCUGGAGCACGCUCCUAUGAAGAAUUACGUACAUUAAACGGGGUCGUUUACGACACCUUUAAAGAAGCCUGCCAGCAUCGGAAUUUAUUGGCAGAUGACGUUGAAUGGAAACGAGCUCUUCAAGAAGCGUGCUCUAGAGAUAUGCCAUAUCAAUUGAGAAGCAUGUUCGCUAUCAUAUUAGCUUUUUGUGAAGUUUCAGAUGCUCCGGCGCUUUGGGAUGAAUUCCAAGAUUAUUUCAUGGAAGAUUUCAGGCGUCACGGUCUUUCCGAUGAACAAGCUCUGCAACAAACACUUAAAUGUAUUCAAACCACACUGCUGCUAAACGGCACUAAAUUAGCAUUGUACGGUUUACCAGAACCUGCAGAAAUCGUAAUACAAUUUGAUCCUAUAAAUAUAGAAGCCGAGAGAGUACAAGGUCAGGAAAUGUACGAAAACCUCAAUCAUGAACAAAGAACCAUUUGCAAUGCAGUAAUGAAUGCUGUUCAUGAUGUCAACGAUCCAAAUCGUCUUUUCUUGGUAAAUGCCGCAGCGGGAUCCGGCAAAUCAUACCUAUUUCAAACCUUAAUAUCAAAAUUACGAGGUGGAGAACUACCCGUAUUAGUAGCCUGUCCGACCGGCAUAGCUGCUUCUAUUCUGAAAGGUGCUCGGACAAUUCAUUCAGCAUUUAAAUUACCUUUCAAUAUUAACGAAACAACAACUACAGGAAUUUCUCCUACUACAACUGAAGGUCGUUACAUAGCCUCAUGUAAACUUCUAAUAAUUGACGAAGUCUCUAUGGUAACAAAUCUUAUUUUUAACAUAAUCGAAAGAGCAUUAAAAGAUAUCUGUAGUGAUAACAGACCCUUCGGCAAUAAAGUUAUAUUAUUAGGUGGAGAUUUCCGACAAACCCUACCGGUAGUCGUUGGAGGAAAUAGGUGUACAAUAGUAAACGCCUGCAUAAAAAGUAGCCGACACUGGCCCCUAUUUACAAAUUACGAAUUACGUACCAACGUAAGAGCUAUCCAAAAUGAAGAGUUUGCCAGGUGGCUCCUAAAUUUGGGUAGUGGAAAUUUACAACCUCUACGACGAACAGUGUAUGGUAAUAUUAUACAAAUACCCUCAAACUGUUAUGUUACCAGUGUACCUGAUCUUAUUGAAUUCUGCUUUGAUGACAUAGAUCCAAUAGUGGCUAUACGCAGAGCAAUUUUAGUUCCUAAAAAUAACAUUAGUCACUCUAUUAACAAAAGAGUUUUGCAAAAAUUAGAGGGUCCGAGCAAAACUUAUUCUAGCGCUGAUUCUGUUGAUACUACCGAUGAUCCGGCAGCUCAAGUGGCCAAUUACACAGUAGAAUUUUUAAAUUCACUAACACCCAGUGGAAUGCCACCACACAAAUUGGUCUUAAAACAAGGCGCAAUAAUAAUGCUUUUACGCAAUUUAAAUAUAAAAAAGGGAUUAUGCAAUGGUACCAGACUAAUUAUUCGAGUAUUGGGGAAUCAGUACAUAGACGCUGAAAAAACCGACAGUAGUGGCAGACCUACUGGAGAAAGAGUUUUUAUUCCCCGCAUAGACCUCAAGACAGGAGGUGACGUCUUACCAUUUAAAUUAAAGAGAAGGCAAUUUCCCGUUCAAUUAGCUUAUGCUAUGACGAUGCAUAAAUCGCAGGGACAAACCUUCAACCGAGUGGGUAUCUAUCUGGAGGAACCCGUAUUUACUCACGGACAACUCUAUGUAGCCUUUUCAAGAGCUAAAAACAUAGAAGACGUUAAAAUUUAUAUGUUAGAACGUCCAGAACAAGGUAAGCUUUUACCAAACACUGAAAACGUGUACACACGAAACGUCGUGUACAGAGAAGUACUAUAA
This is a messenger RNA of Anoplophora glabripennis (Asian longhorned beetle), 4689 nucleotides long. RefSeq lists its product as uncharacterized. Gene Ontology annotation, molecular function: DNA helicase activity. The transcript is spliced from 4 exons. Gene Ontology annotation, biological process: telomere maintenance; DNA repair. Bases 1 to 4689 code for a protein of 1562 amino acids. Lineage: Eukaryota; Metazoa; Arthropoda; Insecta; Coleoptera; Cerambycidae. The record is from RefSeq and is a predicted model, not a curated record.